Molecule: messenger RNA, 1207 nt
Organism: Sitodiplosis mosellana (orange wheat blossom midge)
Lineage: Eukaryota; Metazoa; Arthropoda; Insecta; Diptera; Cecidomyiidae
Product: probable methyltransferase-like protein 15 homolog
Exons: 1
Coding region: 1-1164 (387 amino acids)
Biological process (GO): rRNA base methylation
Molecular function (GO): rRNA (cytosine-N4-)-methyltransferase activity
Source: RefSeq, a predicted model, not a curated record
AUGAUUGGAUGCACAGUCAUACGACCAAAAACAUCAAUUUUACCACUUAGUCGUCUUAUUUUAAGUCGAACGAAUCGUGGAAUUGUUUCAUCUUCAUCAAAUCUUGUAGAAAAUAGUAAUAGUAAUGUAGUAUCUCAACAGACAGACAACGUAGAUUAUACUACCGUACAGCAUGUACCUGUAAUGUCUAGAGAAGUGAUUAAAUCUUUGAAGCCUGAAAGUGGGAAAAUAUACAUUGAUAUGACUUUCGGUGCUGGCGGUCACACAAGAAAGAUUCUCGAAUCAGCGCCCAAUGUAAAGUUAAUUGCACUAGAUCGUGAUCCAGAUACAAAAAGGCAUAUGGAUAUCAUCUGUGAAAAUUUCCCGAAUCAAGUGAUCCCAUUGUGCGGAAAAUUCUCUGAAUUGCCAUCGUUACUCGAAUCGAUGAAUAUAGCUGAAGAAUCAAUUGAUGGCAUUCUAUUCGACUUUGGAUGUUCGUCAAUGCAAUUUGAUCAUGCUGAACGGGGCUUCAGUAUUAAUUUAAAUGGUCCGUUAGACAUGCGUAUGGACAAAAAUCGAUAUCCAGAUGAACCAACCGCCGCAGAUGUAUUAGCUACAAUCGAUGAAAAUGAUUUAGCUAAAAUCAUCAAAGUGUACGGCGGUGAGAAGAAGGCGAAGAAAAUUGCACGCACAAUAAUCGAUGUUCGGUAUGCAUUGAAGCCGAUUCGAACCACACAUGAGCUGGCAAGCAUUGUCGCUUCAUGCUUCGAUGAAAAUUUUCACUUAGACCGAUUGAAUCGACCCAUGCAUAAUGCAACCAAGACGUUCCAAGCCAUUCGUAUAUUUGUGAAUGACGAACUGAAUGAGAUCAAUUACGGGAUUCAAUGCGCUGAAAAAUAUUUGAAAUAUGGUGGCCGACUUGUGACCUUAACGUUCCAUUCAUUGGAAGACACAAUUGUUAAGCGUCACAUUCAGGGUCAGGUGGUACAAGGUAUAGCAAACGCCUUAGCAUUGAAAUAUGUUAGUCAAAUGGAAAUUUGCGAGAAAAAUAUGAUCGAAAACUUUAUGAAGUCAACGUGGAAACCGCUAUACAAACAUGUAAUCAUCCCAUCACCAAAAGAAGUCGAUUUAAAUCCACGAUGUCGUUCGGCCAAACUGAGAGCAGCAAUUAAAACACACCAGUAAUGAAAAAGAAAAAUGGAAAUAAAUUUUGUCAAAAUUUAAAAAA